AUGUGGUAUCCGCCUGCCGUCGCUCGUUAUCCAAACCCUCUGAUUGAGCCCCCUUCCUACGGCGAGAUCGUCUACGCCUCUGGCUCCUCCUCAGAAGGGACGGUUCGAUCCCGACGCUCUAACCGCUCCACAUCCUCAGACGAAGCUACUCCCCCAGCUCCCCCAGAAUCCGACCAGUUCACCGAAGAGGAUUUCCGCGCAGGAGGUCCGAACCUAUGCGAACCCCCCGUCGAGAACUCCAACGUCUUUCACGUAGCCCAGUACAAGGCUCUAACAACCCCGCCGACGCAGCACAUGCGGAGUAUCGCCCGGGUCGCCACGGACGCUGGAGUCCGCGUGAGGGAGAUUCGCUACUGCGCGCGGCGAUCUGCCUUUGCAAGGCCGCGGCCGGAUCCCCGGUUUACUGUGCUCAUCUACGCGGAUCGCCAUGAUCCUACGGAGCGCGGGUGGGUCGAUGCCGCACGGCGCGUUUUGCAGUAUCUGACGGAGAGCGGGAUUCUCGGCGCUGCCGUUGAGAUAAUCGACCCGCGCUUCGAUCGCAGGCCUAGUGUCUUCCCUUGCUAUCCUACUGAUCCGAUCUGGUCGAGAUGGGCCCGCGUUAGCCGAGACAUCAUUAACUGCAUCGACCUGCGUGGCGUACACUGCGUGGGCUGUUACCGGGUGGGGAUGAGCAGCAACUGGCGAGAGUGCCCUGUCACCAUACUUGUUGGGGUUGAUGCAAGGGCUCGGGAGGAUUGGGGGAAUCUCCGUGAGACGAUCAUUCGUGUCCUGGAUGGAUAUGAUCUGGGUAGCGUCAGCGUGCUCGUCCGCUGGGAUACAUUGUGGUUGGAUGGGAGGGACUCUCUGUCGCAGUCUGCACUGGCCGGGACGGAUAUUGGCGCGACGGAAGAGGGUAUUGCUGAUAUCACGCCGGGGACUAGUCUUCAGCUGCAUCAAAAGGCCAUGUAUGGGGCUGCAGCUUCGACUUUUGGGGGAUGGUUCGAACUUCGUUGGAAUGGUGGUGAAUGGAAGGCAUUUGGCAUUACGUGCACGCACGGUGUCAUACCAGACGCGACAUCACCAAUCAGGAGCGAACCUCUGGAUGUAGAGCGUUGGACGCGCGAUGGAAUCCGACUAGGUAUCGACAGGGCACCGAAAAUUCUAACAGUCGAAGCACCCACCAGGACCUUCAUCGAGUCGCGCAUAGCGAGCUUGGAAGAGUACAUCGCAGGGCAAACUGGGUCCGAUACCUACAAAAGAAUUGCACUGUUCGUGGAGGAAGAGAUCGAACUUGAAGACCGCGACCAGAAGACUUGGGACACGAUGAAUCGCAGAAUUGCCCUGUAUCGGUCGAUAAAAGCCACCUACACAUCCAUGCUAGAGAGAGAAGACUACAUCUUUGGCCGUGUGAUGGCGGCCUCAGACCUCAGGGUCCUCAGGGGCACGUCAGGGUGGAACGACGACAGAGCCGCAUAUCUCAAAGACCAGGCGUACAAUCUGGACUGGGCCUUGGUCAAGCCCCGGGAUGGAGUGAUGGGUAGUAACAAGAUACCUGCCCAUACCGCAAAGUACAACAUACUCCCGGAAGAGUUUUCUUUGAUUGAUUUCAAUUUCAAUGCGCUCAAGCACAACGAUACCCUCUUCAAGGUGGGAGCACAGUCCGGCCCCGCCCGCGGGUGGUAUGGGGGAUUAUUCGAGUGCAAGGUCUCGCGAUCCCUGGCCGGCGGGAGCGAAGACGUGGUUGUGACAAUGGAACACACCAUUGUUGUUGGGAACAGCCAAUGCGUUGUGGCACCGGGAGACUCGGGCUCGCUCGUCGCGACUGGAGGCGGAGAGGUGGUUGGCUUGCUUUUCGGGGGAAGUGAUGCACAGCAUCGCGGGUACUUUACUACUGCGAAGGAUCUUGUCGAGGAUAUCAAGGAGUAUACGGGUGCUACGGAGAUGCACCGCAUGAUGAUUUGA
Aspergillus calidoustus is the source of this 1941-nucleotide messenger RNA. The record is from the annotation of a GenBank genome assembly. Lineage: Eukaryota; Fungi; Ascomycota; Eurotiomycetes; Eurotiales; Aspergillaceae.